AUGUCCUUGUUCUGCUCACUCUAACAGCCCGAUGGGAGUGUGGGCAGCCAGCUGGGUGCUGGCCUAUGCCCACCUGUGAAGGUGGCAGGGCCCCUCAGGAGUGAGGAAGGGACGCCAGGAGUCGCCACCUCCUGGUUCAGUAGUGAGCGUGUACCCAACACGGAAGGAAGCUCCUACCUGAAGGCAGAUCCAAGUGUCAACAUGCUCUGGAUCGGAUCACCCUGGGACAAGCCCACUGUUUACAUUUUGUAGACCGAGCACUCUGGUGUCAGCUUCCCUCUGCCUUUGUCUCUUACACCUGAGCAGCCGAAGUCCUGUCCACACAGAUCCUGAGCUGAGCAGUGACGCCAAACCGCAGCCCAGGGAAGCUGUGAGCUGCUGCAGAGGCUUAGACCAGUGUCCACUGCUGGCUGCCCUCGCCACGGCCACUGCAGGCCAGAGCCAAGGCCACGGACUUCCCUCUUCAGGAUGUCCAGCCAAGACUCCAGCAUCGUGGCAAAACUCAUCAAUGGCGGCGUGGCAGGCCUGGUGGGGGUGACCUGUGUGUUCCCUGUGGACCUGGCCAAGACGAGACUCCAGAACCAGCAGGGAAAGGACAUCUACAAAGGAAUGAUUGACUGCCUGAUGAAGACAGCGCGUAUGGAUGGCUUCCUGGGCAUGUACCGAGGGGCCGCAGUGAACCUGACCUUGGUCACCCCCGAGAAGGCCAUCAAGCUGGCCGCCAAUGACUUCUUCCGGCAGUUCCUCAUGAAGGAUGGGAGGCAGAGGGACCUGAAGUUGGAGAUGCUGGCCGGCUGUGGGGCUGGCGUAUGCCAGGUGGUGGUCACUUGUCCUAUGGAGAUGCUCAAGAUCCAGCUACAGGACGCUGGCCGCCUGGCUACCCACCACCAGGGCCCGAGCCCAGCACCCACCCCAUCCAGGUCCCACACCACCGGCUCAGCCUUCACCCCCAGGCGCCCAUCCGCCACCCUCAUUGCUCUGGAGCUGCUUCGCACCCAAGGCCUGGCUGGGCUCUACAAGGGGCUGGGCGCCACUAUCCUCAGAGACAUCCCCUUCUCUGUCAUCUACUUCCCGCUCUUCGCCAACCUGAACCACCUGGGCCACAAUGAGCUGGCCGGGAAGGCCUCUUUCACCCACUCCUUCCUCUCGGGCUGUGCAGCUGGCUCCAUUGCUGCGGUGGCCGUCACGCCUCUGGAUGUUUUGAAAACCCGGAUCCAGACCCUCAAGAAAGGCCUGGGUGAGGACAGCUACAGUGGCAUCGUAGACUGUGCCAGGAAGCUCUGGAUCCAGGAGGGGGCGUGGGCCUUCCUGAAGGGAGCAGGCUGCCGGGCGUUGGUCAUCGCCCCGCUCUUCGGCAUUGCGCAGGGUGUCUAUUUCAUCGGCAUCGGGGAACACGUCCUCCAGUGCUUUGAUUGACCUGGCCGGCCGAGCUCGGACCCUGCCGACCUGGGACGCACGGCCUGUCUGUGCUGCCUGUCACCCUUCCUCUAACCAGUGGCGCUACCUCAGUGUCCUUAUUCUAAUGCACAAGCAGGUCCAGCCCUCCUCGCCCCUCACCCCUCUUGUAGCUGCUUGGGGGCCCCUUCAGAAGCCAACCCCUUGACCAGUGUCACCCGUGGCCUUUCGCACCACAGAUAGUAGGCCGCUUCUCAGGUUUACAUUUCCCACCACACACCGGGAUGCAGCAUGUGUGGCAUCGUUCGAGUUCACCUCCUUAAGGCUGACUUGGUUUAAUGGCUGGACCAGAGCACUGAUCUGGGUGGGGAAGAGGAGAGUGGUGGAAGUCCUUAGAGCUGGCACUCAGUAGUCUUGUCACUAAGAGGGGCUGAGGGGUCAGGGGGAGCUGAGCAGUCAGGCCUGUCCCCCCUCUACCUGGAGUGCAGACUCUCAUGGACCAAUGUACCUGAAACACUGUUAGAAUAAAGCUUGACUAGUUCAA
Messenger RNA from Erinaceus europaeus (western European hedgehog), 1939 nucleotides. It is a transcript of the gene SLC25A18, whose product is annotated as solute carrier family 25 member 18. Lineage: Eukaryota; Metazoa; Chordata; Mammalia; Eulipotyphla; Erinaceidae. Bases 469 to 1416 code for a protein of 315 amino acids. Gene Ontology annotation, biological process: malate-aspartate shuttle; aspartate transmembrane transport; L-glutamate transmembrane transport. Gene Ontology annotation, molecular function: L-aspartate transmembrane transporter activity; L-glutamate transmembrane transporter activity. The record is from RefSeq and is a predicted model, not a curated record. The transcript has 10 exons.